Messenger RNA from Macroventuria anomochaeta, 3570 nucleotides. RefSeq lists its product as uncharacterized. NCBI's taxonomy places the organism in Eukaryota, Fungi, Ascomycota, Dothideomycetes, Pleosporales, Didymellaceae. Gene Ontology annotation, molecular function: metal ion binding; ATP binding; ATP-dependent chromatin remodeler activity. The record is from RefSeq and is a predicted model, not a curated record. The coding region runs from base 292 to 3339 and encodes 1015 amino acids. The transcript is spliced from 3 exons.
CAGCAGCCGAUUUGUGCUUUAAAUCUGCAAAGUUCUCCAAUAUUCGCCACCGGAGGCGAUCGAUUCGACGCGGCCUAUCACUCGGCGCGCGCAGACCAGGGGCAUCGCCGCUCUUGAUUCACCAACAACGGCCUAGUGCAACUGUCACUUCACUCUGUGGGAGUUGCUGUACCUUUCAAUUGUUUCUCCCUCGUCUUCACUCUAUCUUUUCUAGCACAAGUCGUUCUUUGAAGAGCUGCACACCUGCUCAACACUUUUACCCUACACUUGAGCUUUUGACUAUCAACUACAAUGGCGCUUCGGCGUUCAACUCGAAAGUCAGCAGCUGGAGUGGCGAACGACAACGUCGCUGCUAUAACACCAGCCCAAGUCCUCAUAGACCCUUCCUCGAGCAAGAAGCGCAACCGUACUUCUCGCUCAGCCGUGCCGAAUUCCUCCGACAACGACGAUGAUAUUCUCGAUAUCGAGCCGACUAUGUCUUCAGCACAAGUUCGGCGCAUCCUGAAACAGGUUUCAAUACCCAUCAUGAGCACCAAGCAGGCUACUGCACCAGCCACUGCUCCGCAGGCGGAGUCAGAAACCUCGAACGGGACUCCCUCUCUCGACAACUCCGACUAUGAUACACCCGGUACAAGCAUAUCGAACACCCCAGCUGUCUCCUUUGGGCGCAAUCAGGGCGCAGCUCGCAAGAGUGGGCUGAGAAAGGCUGUCACACCUCGAGCUCGCACCACCAUUGAAGAUACGGACGAGGAGAUCAAUGCGGUGGGUCUAGAUGCUGAGCUUGCUCUGCAGAUGCAGAUAGAGGAGGACGAAAACGAACACCGCAGCAAGCGCCGGAGAAUCGAGGAGGUUCAUGACGAAGAGGACGAGAUUGCGGACGUCUACGCACCACGAUCACGAGCGAAGCCCGCACCCUACAAGGGCAAGGGUAAAGGGAAGGCGAGGCUGGGGUCGGACAUCGAGACCGACGACGACGCAGACUCGCUGCUCGAAGAGUUGAUCUUAGAACCCACCUACACUGGAAAGGGCAAGGGUAAAACGACCACCGAAGAGGUCUCGCGCCGUCGCAGUCGUUCCAGCCGACCUAACGCGAGCCGUAACGCCAUCCUCGACGAUAUCAUUAGCGACCUCGAGGAUUCCGAGGAAGAGGACGAGUUCAAACCAGAGGAUGCCGGCUCGCCAAUCGAUAUUAGUGAUAUCGAAAGCUCAGCCGUCGACAAUAGUGAAGAAGAGCCGUUGAUGGUAGCCAGCGCGCGCCUCAAGAAGGUGUCGGCAAAGGAACUCAAGCGUACACGAGGCAAGAAGUUACUUACACAUGCCGAGAAGAUCGAGAAGCGGAGACGAAUGGCGAGAUACGCACACAUUGAGGACAAGUGGGAGCGGAAGCGCGCCAUGAACCGCGAGCGAGCAGAGCAGCAACACCCGAAGCUGCGCACUAUGUGGGACGACCUCCAGAAGAUUCCAGUUCUACCCGUUGAGAGAGCAGAGCAACCCAAGACGAUCACCCGACGGUUGAAGCCAUUCCAACUUGAAGGCCUCAGUUGGAUGAUCCGCCAAGAGCAGACUCAGUACCGAGGCGGUCUCCUUGGAGACGAGAUGGGUAUGGGUAAAACCAUCCAAGCCGUCUCGCUCAUCAUGUCUGACUACCCCGCCAAGGCGCCUACGCUCGUUUGUGUGCCACCAGUCGCGCUGAUGCAGUGGUCCAACGAGAUCCGAGAGUACACCGAGAAUAAGCUCAACGUUCUCGUCUACCACGGCACGAACGCGAAGUGUAAGAAGAUGACCGUCAAGGACUUGAAGAAGUUCGAUGUCAUCAUGGUGUCCUACAACAGCUUGGAGUCUCUGCACCGCAAGGAGAUGAAGGGCUGGAGCCGUGGAGAGGACAUCAUCAAGGAGGCGUCUCCACUUCACGCCAUCCACUUCCACCGUCUCAUCCUUGACGAAGCACACAGCAUCAAGUCCCGCAACACUGGUGUCGCAAAGGCUUGCUUCGCACUCACAGGCACCUACAAGUGGUGCUUGUCAGGCACUCCGGUGCAGAACCGCAUUGGAGAGUUCUUCUCCCUUUUGCGUUUCCUUGAGGUUCGUCCAUUCGCUGACUACUUCUGUCGUUCUUGCAAAUGCGAGAAGCUACAUUGGGCUACGGACGACGAUCACAUGUGCGUUGCUUGCAACCACGGUGCAUCUGAGCACAUCUCGGUGUUCAACCAGGAGCUACUCAACCCCAUCACUGGUGACGAUGUAGACCUCCGCGAGCAGGCACUUUCUAAACUACACAUGAUCACGGCUCGCAUCAUGUUGCGCCGCAUGAAGCGCGACCACACCAACUCCAUGGAGCUGCCGAUGAAGGACGUCGUGAUCCAUAAUGAGUUCUUCAGCGAAGUCGAGCGCGACUUCUCAACUUCGAUCAUGUCAAACUCCAACCGCAAGUUCGACACCUAUGUCGCCCAGGGUGUCAUGCUCAAUAACUAUGCCAACAUCUUCGGUCUGAUUAUGCAAAUGCGCCAAGUCGCCAACCACCCUGAUCUUCUCCUGAAAAAGAACGCAGCAGAAGGAAGCUCAAACGUUUACGUCUGCAACAUCUGCGACGAACCCGCCGAAGACGCCAUCCGCUCCCACUGCCGCCACGAGUUCUGCCGCGCUUGCGUCAAAGACUACAUGGACACAUGCGAAGCAUCUGGCACCGACGCCGACUGUCCGCGCUGCCACAUCGCUCUGACCAUCGACUUCGAGCAGCCUGAGCUCGAGCAGGACGAAGACUCGGUCAAGAAGACGUCUAUAAUCAACCGCAUCAAAAUGGAGAACUGGACCAGCUCGACCAAAAUCGAGAUGCUGGUGUACGAUCUGUACAAGCUGCGCAGUAAGAAGCAGACGCUCAAGUCGAUCGUAUUCAGUCAGUUUACGUCUAUGCUGCAGUUGAUCGAAUGGCGUCUACGUCGCGCGGGUUUCAACACGGUCAUGCUCGAUGGUAGUAUGACGCCUGCUAUGCGACAGAAGAGUAUCGAUCAUUUCAUGACGAAUCCGGACGUGGAGGUCUUCCUCGUAUCACUGAAGGCUGGUGGUGUGGCGCUCAACCUAACGGAGGCGUCGAGGGUGUUCAUUGUUGAUCCAUGGUGGAACCCCGCUGCUGAAUGGCAGUCCGCCGACCGAUGCCACCGCAUCGGCCAGAAGCGUCCUUGCGUGAUCACUCGUCUGUGUAUCGAAGACAGUGUCGAGUCUCGUAUGGUUGCGCUGCAAGAGAAGAAGGCAGCCAUGAUUGCUGGAACCGUCAACAACGACAAGGUCGCUAUGGAUCGUCUGAGUCCUGAGGACUUGCAGUUCUUGUUCCGUGGUUCGUAGUAGGUAAAUGGCUCUUCCAUGUGGUACAGAUGUUACGAUAGGUUUUACAAGGUGUCUAGGUGCGGAGUGUAUAUCACGGCGUUCAUACGAGGGUCAUGGCGGUCUUCAGACAGGCGCAUGUACUCUUCCGACGCAAUUCAAAGGCUCUCAAAGAUGUUGAAGUACGAGGUGCAAAUGGAAUACGGAUCCCAGAGUAUAGCUAGCUCAUCACCCUCAACGAACAAAGCGUGA